AUGUGUCUGCUCUCCGGUCAGGCCUCGAUGGUGCGUCGGCGGGCCGGCCUUGACGGUGCCCGCCUUCCAGAUGCCGAUGCUGGUGGGGAGGUCAGCGGGGGGUGCGCUGGCACCGAUGCCGAUCGUGAUGGCCCUCGGAGGGGUGACGGUGAAGUCGGGGACAGCGGGGACGGCGGCGGUGGUCAUGGGGGUGGUGGUGGUGGUGGUGGUGGUGGUGGUGUGGCUGGCGGUUGUAUACGUGGGGGGUCGACAAUCGGGCGAGAUGGCGAAGAACGAAUAACGUUGGCCUUGAGAGUCAGCGACAGCCGCGGUGCUGGCUUCGGCGAAGGUGGUAGCGCCCACGAGGAUCGGUACCCCCACUUGCUGGCCUGCUUGUCGCCGGACGCCGUCCGGCUGGUGAAGGGGCGCAUAUUAUUUCGCGCGGGUGGCGUACGCUCGGCUGUACGGGCUGCGCGGGGGGGCGGCGGCGGCGGGGACUGCAACUGGGGUGGCCAUGGACGCGGCAAGGAUGGGGAGGAACUGGAGAGGAGCCACGGGAGAACGGGAAAACGACAGCGAACGACUACGGGGUUGACACGGAGCUGGAUGGGACCGGCAACCUGUUGCCUGACACAUGCGAAGCCACGGUGGAGCCCGUCCGGCGUCCUGGCGGAACGGGUGCGGGAGUUCGUGCGAUCGCCGGCGUUUAUGUCAUGGGUGAACGAGCUGAGGCGCGCGGACGCCGGCGCCGCCAAGUCGUACGCCUCUUCCUUUAUCGACGGUGCUUGUUGCAGCUCGGACGAGUGGGUGGACGGAGUGCGUGCGGGGGGGAGGGACCACCCCGUCGUGGGCGGUAUCGGCGAUGGUGGUGGCGCGGGGAGAAAGGGGGACGGCGGCCGCGGCGGCGGUCGUGAGAGGGACCCGUUCGUUUUUUUCGCUCGCUUUAAGGAUGAGGCCGAGGGAAACCUCCGGUGGAGCUGCGACUACUGCACGCGCAGGCGGAAGGACUGCGACAGCGCGACCCCGUGCGAACGGUGCCGGCGGCUGAGCUUGACCUGCGGGCGCACCCUUCCGGCUAGGGAGCUUCGUGCCAGGGUGUACCAACCUUUCCCGCCGGUGAUGGUCGGGAAAGCCUUCGCCUCGGGGUCAAGGACGCAGUCUCGCGGCUCUUGCUCUCGUGGGACCGCCGCAACCAAGCGAAGAAAGGGCGAAGCUGGCGCAAAUAGGACGGCAGCGACCGCCGAUCGGUAUCUCUCGUAG
Molecule: messenger RNA, 1239 nt
Organism: Ectocarpus siliculosus
Lineage: Eukaryota; Phaeophyceae; Ectocarpales; Ectocarpaceae
Source: the annotation of a GenBank genome assembly